AUGUUACGUUCCUCCCAAGAAGAUACACCCGACCUUAGCAGCACAUCAGCAGCAGCAGCAGCAGGAGCAGCAACAGCAGCAGGAGCAGCAACAGCAGCAGGAGCAGCAACAGCAGCAGGAGCAACAGGAGAAGGAAGGACAUUAUUAUCAUCAGGAGGAACAGGAGAAUCAGGAGAAAAAGGAGGAGACAAUUAUCCUUGUUGUUUUAAUAGUCCUAGUGGUGUAUAUACACCCCAAUUAGGGGAUAUAAUUCGUUACUUUCCUCAAUUACAUGUGUCUCCUUCUUAUACACAAGAUAUUAUACAGCUAUGGUCUCCUCAUUGCUUCUCUCCUUGUGAUGCUGCUGUUGUACAUAUACAAUAUAUAUUACCAGGUCUUCCUGCUGAAGAGGAGCCACUACAGGUAUCUGCUGCAUUAGAGCUAGAGAUAGUGUCUCCUUCGCAUGCAGCAGGAGACAGAUUUAAUAUACAUUACUGUCCCUCCUUGGAUGGAUCUGCAGACUUCUUGGUCUUAUUAACAGAUGUAUAUAGGGGUUUAUUUCGUUUGCUGCUGCUGCAGCAGCAGCUGCUUAGAUUAGAAAAAGAAAAAGUUAUUAAGUUGCAGCAACAGCAGCAGCAACAACUUUUUCUCCAGCAGCAACAGCAGCAGCAAGAGAUGGAGGAGGGAGCUAGGAGGACACCAAGGAGACGCGUAAGGAGACCUAAUCUAGAUGAGAGGGACGGUGCUUCUGUCUGCAGCAGCAGACGACAGCAGCAGCAGCAGCAACAACAACAACAGCAGCAACAGCAGCAGCAGCAGCAGCAAGAGGAUUUAUCUUCUUAUCCUCUUAUUCAGGUGUAUAUGGAUGGUCAAUACUUCCCUGCAUGCGUUUGCUCAAUAAGAGCAGCAGCACCAGAAGCAACAGAGACAGCUCGUGCCUUAUUAGCAGGUGCAGCAACAGCAGAAAAAGAGCAGCAAAAACAGCAACAGCAACUGCAGCAACUGCAGCAACAGCAGCAGCAACCAUGGCUUAUAACAGAUAACUAUAGGGGACCCAAGGGACUACAUGAGGUACGACGGCUAGCGCUAGCUAGCGCAUUAAGGGGAGUAAUAGGGUCUAAUAUAUAUCCUAAUUUUGUUAUAGAUAGUAUAGCUAUGACAGUACCUAGCAGCAGCAGCAGCAGCAGCAGCAGCAGCAGCAGCAGCAGCAGCAGAAACGAUACUACAGGUAUACCUCAUGCUGCUAGCGAUGCAGCAGCAUGGUGCCAUGUUGCUUCCUUGGGGUUCGAGGCCCUCCGUGUCCAGUACCUAAAAGAAAUUGAUACAUUUAAGUCUUCUUCUUCCAGAGGGGGCCCCCGUGGGGGGGGCCCCCAUGGGGCCUCCCAUAGUGGGGGGGGCCCCUAUGGGGCCCCCAAUAAUGGGACACUUGUUGCAUCCGGGGAACCUGUAUGGAUUAGCCCUUGGGAGAUAGACUUUGCACCUGGGCAGAUGCAUGCAAUGGACCAGCAGGUGCAGCAGCUGCUGCAGCAGCAAGAGUUUCCUAUAGAGAGGCAGCAGUUGCUGCUGCAGCAGCUAAAGACUGUUAUAGAAACACCAGCACCUGCUGCAGCAACAGACACCAGCAGCAGCAGCAGCUGCAGCAUGAAUGGCAGCGUUAUGAUCAAUGGCAGCAGCAGCAGCAGCAGCAGCAGCAGCAGCAGCAAAGCUCUCCUGUAUCAACCAUUUAUAGACGACGUCCCCGAAUGGCAAGAGGACAACAACAACAGCAGCAGCAGCAGCAGCAGCAGAAGCAGCAGCAGCAGCAGCAGCAGCAGCAGGAUGCCUAAUUGGAUAUCUGAGUAUUGGAAGAAAAUAGCAGUUGUUGAUCAGCAAGCAGCAGCAAAUGUACAUGCUGUACGUGAACAUGAUGAAUGGAUGCGGCAGCACCAGCAGCAAGAGCAGCAGCAAGAACAGCAGCACCAGCAGCUGAUGCAGCAACCAUAUCAUCAGCAGCAGCAACAACAACUGCAGCUGCAACAGCAAUUGCAGCAACAGCAGCAAUUGCAGCAAUUGCAACAACAGCAGCAACAGCAGAAACGGGAGCAAUUGCAACAGCAGCAGCAGCAAUUGCUACAGCAACAGCAGCAAUUGCAACAACAACAGCAACAACUGCAACAGCAACUGCAGCAACAGCAACUGCAGCAACAGCAACUGCAGCAAUUGCAGCAUCCGCCGCACAUGCAACAACUGCAGCAACAGCAGCAACUGCAGCAACCAAGUGGCGCCAGUCAAUCCUUCACGAAUCUCUCCAAGCGAGAAGACGGGCACACAGCAGCAGCAGCAACAGCAGCAACAGCAGCAGCAGCAGGAGCAACGGGACCUUCUGCUGCUGUAGCACCACCAGCACCAUACGCAGCAGCAACAGAGGCAUCACAAGCAGUGGCGAAUCAAGAGGAAGCAACUGCAGCAACAUCUGCAGCAGCAGCAACACCUGCAGCAGCAGCAGCACCUGCAGCAGCAACAACGGAUGCCCCACUAACUGGCAAAAACUCUAAGCGCAGCAGCAACAACAGCAGCAGCAGCAGCCGAAGGUUUGUACACUUGGAGAUGCAUUUGCAGCGGGCGCGACGCAGCAGGAAGCUUGAAGCCGAAGAGCAGCAGCAGCAGCAGCAACAGCAGCAGCAACAGCAACAGCAGCAGCAGCUGGAGUUGAGUCCCUUAGGGCAAGCAAACGGUUAUGGCUCUGUGAGCUCUACAGACACCAAUUGUGGCCCUCCUGUCUCCUUAAAUGAGACUCCUUCUGAGCAGCAGCAGCAGCAGCAGCAGGGAAUGCAGCAGCAGCAGCAGCAACAGCAGCAGCAGCAGCAGGAGCAGCAAUGGCCUGUUGCAGUUGCUGUCUCUUAUGAUGAUGGAGAAGACCCAUCAGAUAUAAUAAGGCCGCGCAACUGCAGACUUUUUAAUGAUGGAGACGACAGUCCUGCAGCAGCAGCAGCAACAGCAACAGCAGCAGCAGCAGCAGAAGACUCCGACAGCAGCGAAGAUGAUGGUCUUCGUGCUUCCCUUAUGCCUUCAACACAACCAGCAGCAGCAACAACAGCAGCAGCAGCAACAUCUGCUGCUGCACCUGGUCGACGAAAGCGCUUACGCUGCAGCAUGUCGCAGCGGGAAUCCCCGGAGAGGAGACAGCAGCAGCAGCAGCAGCAGCAGCAAGAGGGGUUCGCUGGUCAAAGGGGGGAUAGAAGCGGAGAGCAGCAGCAGAGACUGCCAGGGGAGAGAAAGAGACACAGCAGCGGCCCCACAAAGGGACGAGGUAGCAACGGGGGUAGACGCUCUGCAUGCAGAUCCUCGCAGCAGCAGCAGCAGCAGCAGCAUUUGUUUGCAGCUGCUGCUGCCUUUGGUGAUGCGUCACAAGAUGAAUGCGCAGAGAUGCAGCGAGCAAUGGAGCUUAGCCUUAAGACCUUCAAGGAGGAGCAAGAAAGGCAGCAGCAGCAGCAGCUGUUGCUGCAGCAGCAGCAGCAACAGCAGCAGCAGUGGGGGGGAGAUGUGGUUGAUGGGGUGCAGAAGUUAGACUCAUCAGCUGCAGAUCCUGCUGCUGCUGCUGCUGCAGCAGCAGCAGCAGCAGCCAGUUCAAAAUAUAUAAACGCAUCCUCACAAGAAGGAGACACAGAGGGAGAGUCUGCAGCAGCAGCAGCAGCAGCAAACCCUGCAAUGCAUGCAGCUGCAGCAGCAACAACUGCAGCAACUGCUGCUGCAGACAGAACGGAGAAGCGCAGCGCGAAACGACGCCGCCAGCAGCAGCAAAAUUAA
Eimeria maxima is the source of this 3765-nucleotide messenger RNA. RefSeq lists its product as hypothetical. The transcript has 3 exons. Gene Ontology annotation, biological process: regulation of transcription by RNA polymerase II. Gene Ontology annotation, cellular component: nucleus. Lineage: Eukaryota; Apicomplexa; Conoidasida; Eucoccidiorida; Eimeriidae. Gene Ontology annotation, molecular function: transcription cis-regulatory region binding. The record is from RefSeq and is a predicted model, not a curated record. The coding region runs from base 1 to 3765 and encodes 1254 amino acids.